GCAGUCUGCGCAGCCAUUUUGGGGGGGUAGGCCGUGGAGCUUGUUUGUGUCGUUAUUAGCUGGCCUGAAAAACACACAAAGAAACCAAACGGAAAAACGUCGGGACGACACGUCGUUAAACAUGGGCCCGCCGGGAGACAGAACACGCCACACGUCGACUGAAAGAACGGAGGAUUUCCGCUGGAUUGUCGAUUUAUCUUGACAUGGCAUGCGGCAGGGCGAGCCGGAGGUUGUGACGACUCAAGAAAAGAGAAAGAACAAGCGAACAGCUCGAAAUUUCAGGCGUGGAAAAGGGAGAGAUUUCGUUUAGUUAACUUCGUUUUGCUUUCGCCUCACGGCGGUUGGUGUCGGUUGAUAGCCGGGCGUGAUUAAAAUGUCGUCGAGUCGCGACUGUUUUAUCGAGCUGAAAUGCUGAGCACGAGCAAAAACAGAUAGACGGCGCAAGCGUUGCUAGUCCUGUGCUCGUCGGCAGCGCUGCUAGUCGCAUAAAUUCAACCAAGCGAGACAAUGUAAACGCGUCAGAGGAAAGAAACAUGACUUUCAGAACAUGAGCCUCGUUUAAACAAGUUCAUAACAAAAACAUAAGAUGUAGCUACGCUGUUAUUGUCAGAAAUGAACACCUAGCUCACGUUAGUGUGCUAAAAAUACGCCCACGCCAUGACCAUCAGCUGUGGCAGCGCCGCAGGCCCUGGGCCGAAGGAGUGACAGCAAAAGUUGAGGAAAUGUCGAGUUUCUUUCGCAGCUAGUCUUUGUUAUCCGGUGCCAAUAUCUCCUGGCAUCUGUGUUGACCUGCCAUGUUUGUCUGUAUGCCCAGUCCGUCUGUAACACGCUCAUAACGCAGUCUUCUACAGAGAAACAGCCAUGGAUGAGGGACUCUGAAAUGAUGUCUGCUUGCUGUAGGUCACAAUCUUUGUUGUAGUGGUGGCUGCUUCUGUUAGUUUCAAUAACAUUUAUAUAUUCGAAAAAGUCACAUUUUUGAGUUGCUGUUUCCUUGAAAUUUGUUGUCAUUCUUUUAGUGGCAGGUUGAAAAGAAAAUUUGGCUUGAAAGUCAUGUCUUAAAACAUUCGAUUUGUGAUCAAGGAGAUGUAGUCUUAGCCUUUUGACCAUUCCCCCUUCUAGAAAAACUAAAACAACCAAAAUGACUUAGUUUUAUUUGUGAUCUUUUCGGUUUGCCGUCGGUAUAUAGAGGAUCGGGUUUAGAGUUUUGACGCGCUGUUCGCUCCAUUCUUUAUCAAACGUAAUUAAGACGAGCGUGGCUAAACUACACAACGCGAGAAGAAAAGAUAUACCAACAAAAUCUAACAAUGGGGGACCCGACUUCGCGAAGAAACCUAACAAGAAAUCGUCUUAGAGCUCAACUUCGAAAGAAAAGGGAAUCUUUGGCUGAUCAGUUUGACUUCAAGAUUUAUAUAGCCUUCGUUUUCAAGGACAAGAAGAAGAAGUCCGCUCUUUUUGAGGUUGCUGAAGUGGUGCCUGUGAUGACCAACAACUAUGAAGAGAACAUCUUAAGAGGUGUGCGCAAUUCAAGCUACACUCUUGAAAGUUCAAUAGAACUCCUGCAGAAAGAUGUUGUGCAGCUACACGCCCCCAGAUACCAGUCAAUGCGAAGGGAUGUGAUAGGCUGCACACAGGAAAUGGAUUUUAUCCUUUGGCCACGCAACGAUAUUGAGAAGAUCGUCUGUCUGCUGUUCUCCAGAUGGAAGGGGGCUGAGGAUGAACCCUUCAGGCCUGUUCAGGCCAAGUUUGAAUUUCAUCAUGGGGACUACGAGAAGCAGUGUCUGCACGCUUUGGGUCGUAAAGACAAGGCUGGAAUGGUCAUGAACAACCCAACUCAGUCUGUGUUCCUCUUCAUGGAUAGACAACACUUGCAGACUCCUAAAACCAAGGCCACAGUUUUCAAGUUGUGCAGCCUGUGCCUGUACUUGCCCCAGGACCAGCUCACCUGCUGGGGUGUGGGAGACGUCGAGGAUCACCUCCGCCCAUAUAUGCCUGAUUAAGGCUUCACCCAGCUGCACAGAGAAGAGCCCCCCCCUCCUUCCUGCCUAAGCCUUUAGAAACAAAUAGAAGUACUCAUCUCCUCCCCUUUCCCCCCUUUAAAAGAUUUGAACUUGUGCUUGGAUCUCCUUUUUUGUUCCCCACUCAUUCUCCUCUUCCUGCCCUGACGCUGAUUCAGUCCCCGUUCUUUUUAUUUUGUCCUCUUCGCAGUCCCAUUUAUUUAUUGUUUUCAAAAUCUUUGACAUUUAUUGGAUUUUUUUUUUGUUUGUUUUACUUUCUCAUUCCCUUCACCUCACUCACCCCUUCUUCUCUCCCC
This is a messenger RNA of Nematolebias whitei (Rio pearlfish), 2311 nucleotides long. RefSeq names its product chromosome 19 C6orf62 homolog (gene c19h6orf62). The transcript is spliced from 5 exons. NCBI's taxonomy places the organism in Eukaryota, Metazoa, Chordata, Actinopteri, Cyprinodontiformes, Rivulidae. The coding region runs from base 1305 to 1997 and encodes 230 amino acids. The record is from RefSeq and is a predicted model, not a curated record.